Molecule: messenger RNA, 1915 nt
Organism: Linum trigynum
Lineage: Eukaryota; Viridiplantae; Streptophyta; Magnoliopsida; Malpighiales; Linaceae
Source: the annotation of a GenBank genome assembly
ACUACUUUCUCUCUCUAAACAUAAACAAAAACCUUUCUCUUCUCUCUCUAACUUUAGCAUCGGAGGGUGUCCGGGGUGACCGCCCACUGACCCUUGUUUUGCAGGAGUUUGGAGUACACCCACCCUCUGGAACAGACGCUUUGCUCGUUCUUCAUAAACCGUCUGGAACAUUCCAGGCUCAAACACUUAUGUUCAUCAAUUGUACAGUGGUAAGUAGGAUAGGAGUCUUUUGUUCAUCAAUUGGUAUUAGAGUAGCAAGUAGGAUAGGAGUCUUCUGUUCAUCAAUUGUAUCAGUAGUAAGUAAGAUAGGAGUCUUUUGUUCAUCAAUUGGUAUCAGAGCAACACCCUACUAACUACCUAACUUGCUAAUACUAAUUAACCCAUUAACCUACUAACCCUUAAGCCCAAACCCUACCUCAUCAUAUUCCCUCCUCUUCUAUUGUUAGAAUAUCCAAACUCAUAUUGUACUUUGCUUUAAACACUCACGCCACUAUGGACUCUGGUUACUGCUUAAGAUUCCGAACUUGCUUUCGGGUUAAAAUUCCUCAAGUCCCGAAACCCAAUUCUCCUUCCUCCUUGGUAAACACAAUUUCUCCCAGGUAAUCCAAUGGAUUCUCCUUCUUCCCUCUUCUACCCCACCAAAACCCAAAUAAAAAUGAAUCACCAAUGGAAUGAGGAAAAUGGCCAUGGCAUAUGUAGCUUGAGCCUGAGCAAUGAAUCUGAUAAGGAUUUAUUUUGCUGUUAUUGAUAAAGACUAGAUCUUCCACAUCGUAACUUUCUUUCUCACUUUGUAAACCAGAUUGGCAAAAUUGCCUUUUUUGUUCUUCCUAUUUUGGUGGGAAGUCCUAAGUAUUUCUACUUUCUAGUGACAUAACACCUUUUUCAUAUACACGUUUGCAAGUUCCUCUCUCGACUUGUUUCCACACUAGCACUGUAGUACAAUUCAAAUUUUACGAGGCUUAUUUGCUGACCCAAUUCAACUUCGUAGAUUUCCAAAAUUUUCUUUAGCACCCACCCUUAAUCUCUACCAGAUACAACAAAACAAUAUGUUUUCACCUCCAAAGAGGAGGUGAAAGAUUUUUGGUCCUCCACGAAACCCUUCUGCCCUGGCUUCUGAAAGAUCAAAACUUAUUACUCGUAUAACCAAUUCCGUGGGUAUGCUAAUGAAAACUUCAAUUAUUCACGGAAAAAUCCCAAAGUACACAUGUUCUUAAAAAAAAUUCCCAAAAUACAUAAGUUAUAAAAAAAUUUUCCCAAAAUACACAUGUUUGGCAUUCACCGUUUUUGACAAACGCAGUGAAGAUAAUCACCGUGUUUGACAAAUGCGGUGAAUAAUUCACCGUUUAAAAACAAAACGGUGACAUAUUCACCGUCUUCAUUUAAAACGGUGAAGAACCAGCGAGGCAAUCACCGUUUUAGACGGAAACGGUGAAUCAAUCACUGUUUAAUAAAAAGCGGUGAUAUUUAAACCGCUGUGAUUGGCCACGAUGAAGCGAAGCGGAUCGCUGACGUGGACAAACGCGGUGUAUUCACCGCGUGAAACAAACACGGUGAAUACCCCGUGUUUGUUUGCGUCAGCGAUCCGCGUCGCUGCCGCGUUCACCGUCGCCGUCGGAUGCAGUGAGGUGCGGAUCGUGGUUUUCUUUCCAGAUCCGACGCCUCACGCUAAGCCACGUCACUCGAUCCGCGCCCAUUCACCGUCCUCGAGAAACGCGGUGACUUCACCGUUUCUGACUGACGCGGUGAAUGCUCCCCUGUUUCAUUCGGCAGAUCCCUUCCCCCAACUAUAAAUAGACCCUUCCCCCACCACUUACAACUCACACCACAACCAUUUCACUUCUUUCUCCCUCAAUUUAUCCGCUCUAGUCUCGUUCUAAGUAUGCUAUGUGGUUGCGGAUAAAUCCGAUCUUCCACA